CCACUCUCACUCUCUCUGCAUGUGUCGUCAUGGUUUGUGUGUGUGAAAAUUGUGUAUUUGACCCGCGGUAUGUAUGUGUGUCCUGCAGUUGAUCGCGUUGUUGUUUGACGAUAAAAUGUUUCCUUCUUGAGUCACACCUGCUCGGCGUGCAUGUGCGUGUGCAUGUGUAUGUGUUGGGGGUGGGAACUCGCAGCCCCGUUGUAGCUGCAGUAGACACCAGGAGAGAGAGAGGAGAGGAAGAUACGAUUUCGUUAUUACAUUACCCGACAUAAAGAUGGACACCUGAGACAACAGACAACACUUCUAUAUCACCAUGAGGAACUGCUGACACCCUCCUCACCUGACUACCAGAGAGAAGACACUUUUCUUCCUCCCAUCCUCUCUCCCACUCAGCCCGUCUUCACAAGGAUAAACGUUAUUUUCGAGAGUGGAAAAAGUGAACGCCAGAGGAUAAAAUAGAGAAAAAAGCUAAAGCCCUCUCUUGACCCUUGACCUCAACCACUGACCUGUGACCUCAGUAUGUCAGGUCUGCGUGGUAAGCUGCAGCGUGUCCAGUGGCGGGCAGGAUGGCACUCCUUCACCUCCAGAGUCCUCAGGACCAAACCGGUAGAGAGCAUGUUGGACUCUGGGACAGGUGGUACCAGCAGCCAUGGCACCAAACUAGCGAGGGUGUUGUCCACGAUAGACCUGGUGUCACUAGGGGUGGGCAGCUGUGUUGGCACGGGGAUGUACGUGGUCUCUGGGCUGGUUGCUAAGGAGAUGGCUGGACCUGGCGUCAUCGUCUCCUUCAUCAUCGCUGCUGUCGCCUCUAUACUGUCAGGAGUGUGUUAUGCUGAAUUUGGGGUUCGCGUUCCCAAGACAACAGGCUCAGCCUACACCUACAGCUACGUGACAGUGGGGGAGUGUGUGGCCUUUUUCAUUGGCUGGAACCUGAUCCUGGAGUACCUGAUUGGUACAGCCGCGGGGGCGUCGGCUCUCAGCAGCAUGGCGGACUCACUGGCCAAUAAAAGCAUCUCCACGUUUAUGACUACACACAUCGGAACACUCAACGGCCUGGGUAAAGGAGAGCAGUCGUACCCAGACCUCCUGGCCCUGCUGAUAGCAGUGAUAGUGACAGUGAUCGUGGCCCUGGGGGUGAAGAACUCAGUAGGGUUUAAUAAUGUGUUGAAUGUGAUCAACCUGAUGGUGUGGGUCUUCAUGAUGGUGGCCGGACUCUUCUUCGUCAACGGACACAACUGGGACGAUGGAAGGUUCCUACCCUUCGGGUGGUCAGGGGUGAUGCAGGGAGCGGCAACAUGUUUCUAUGCCUUCAUAGGGUUUGACAUCAUCGCUACUACAGGAGAGGAAGCCAAGAGUCCCAACACCUCUAUACCCUAUGCUAUUACUGUUUCCCUCAUCACCUGCCUUACUGCAUACGUCUCUGUAUCAGUGAUUCUGACUCUGAUGGUUCCCUAUACAGAGAUAGAUGCAGACGCUCCUCUGAUGGAGAUGUUUGCUGUCCAUGGCUGUUAUUUUGCUAAGUACAUAGUAGCAGUAGGUUCUGUAGCUGGCCUGUCUGUCAGUCUCCUGGGCUCUCUGUUCCCCAUGCCACGAGUCAUCUACGCUAUGGCUGGAGACGGACUGUUGUUCAGGUUCCUGGCCCAUGUGUCUCCCUACACUGAGACUCCAGCAGUAGCAUGUGUUGUGUCUGGCUGUCUGGCUGCUCUCCUCUCUCUCCUCGUCUCCCUACGAGAUCUCAUAGAGAUGAUGUCCAUAGGAACACUACUGGCUUACACACUGGUUAGUGUGUGUGUGUUGUUGCUACGCUACCAGCCAGAAUCAGACAUCCACGGCUUUGUGAACUUCCUGUCUGAGGAGCAGUCCAAUAAGAAGAAGGAGGGCGUGUUAGCUGAGUGUGAGAAGGAAGUGUGCUCUCCAAUCAGUGAAGGAGAUGACUACGGAGGAUCUCAAACUAACACCUGUGGAGCUAAGAAUCUCCCCUCGCUAGGCGACAACGAGAUGCUGAUUGGUAAACCAGAUAAAACCACUUACACUGCCAGCCACCCGAACUAUGGCACCGUCGACAUGGGCUCCGGCAUCGAAUCAGAAGAGUCGGAGGGCGGGAUGUCGUGGAGGCUGAAGAAGCUGAUUGGUCCGCGGUACUACACCAUGAGGAUCCGAUUGGGCCUGCCUGGGAAGAUGGACCGGCCCACUCCGGCAACGGGAAAGACAGUUACAGUCUGUGUCCUCCUCCUCUUCCUCGUCGUCUUUAUCUUCAACUCCUUCAUCAUUUUCGGAGCGGCCAGCAUCGGUGAUGGCAGCUGGUGGGCUCUUCUCCUGCUGAUCUUCCUGGUCAUCUUCAUGGCCCUCCUCAUCGUCAUCAUCCUGCAGCAGCCAGAGAACCCUAAGCGACUGCCCUACAUGGCUCCGGCUGUUCCCUGGGUUCCUGCUGCUGCCAUGCUGGUCAACAGCUACCUGAUGUUAAAACUGUCUGCCAUCACCUGGAUACGCUUCGCUGUCUGGUGUUUCCUAGGUAUCCUGAUCUACUUUGGCUAUGGGAUGUGGAACAGUACUUUGGAGAUCAGGUCCAGGGAGCAGGAGGUCCAUGCGUCUACAUACCAGCGCUACGAUGGUCACCAUGCCGGGGUGGACGACGGCUUCUCAGGCUUCAGCGUUGAUGACGACCUCUACCCCCCUAGCAACAACGACCCCUGGGCCGCACCAGACGGUGUCGACGGGUCAGGGCUGGUACCCCCCAAGGCUGAUGAUGAUGAUUGGAUGGUUCCGAAGGGAGGAGCUAAGAGAGCGCUAGCGGAGGAGGACCCGGUGGAUUUCUGAGAAGAAAGGAAUGAUGGACGGAUGUUUCCGAGAGGAUUGAUAGAUGUUACUGUUGUAAACACCUGAAUGUACUGCCUACUGACGGCUGCCUGCCUGCCUGCCUGCCUGCCGGGUGUGUCUGUGUGUGUGUGUCUGUGUGUGUCUGUGUGUGUGUGUGUGUGUCUGUGUGUGUGUGUGUGUGU
Molecule: messenger RNA, 2999 nt
Organism: Salmo salar (Atlantic salmon)
Lineage: Eukaryota; Metazoa; Chordata; Actinopteri; Salmoniformes; Salmonidae
Product: putative cationic amino acid transporter
Biological process (GO): transmembrane transport; amino acid transport
Cellular component (GO): plasma membrane
Molecular function (GO): amino acid transmembrane transporter activity
Source: RefSeq, a predicted model, not a curated record